Molecule: messenger RNA, 1686 nt
Organism: Brenthis ino (lesser marbled fritillary)
Lineage: Eukaryota; Metazoa; Arthropoda; Insecta; Lepidoptera; Nymphalidae
Source: the annotation of a GenBank genome assembly
AUGAAAUAUUUAACAUGUCUUAGAAAAAUAUUGGUAACAAGAAAUGCUAUAAGCCUUCAUAAUAACAGGCUUACGGUUAAACCUUUGCUAUGGCCAAUAUUCUCACGAGGCGCUGGUGACAUUACUAAUCUCCCUUCAUCUUCAGUUUUGUUGCAAAAUGAUGAUAAGGCAAAAGUUGUAUUGCUCGGAACUGUGCAUUUUAGUAAACAGUCCGUGGAGGAUGUGUCCCAGAUAGUAAAGGCUCUGAAUCCAAAUGCAAUUUUGAUAGAGCUCUGUCGCCAAAGAGUAUCACUGUUAGAAUUGGAUGACAAAAAGUUUUUAGAGGAUGCAAAAAAAUUAGAUGCACAGAAAAUAAGACGGGCUGUUAAGGGACAGGGAUUUGUUUCUGGAAUGCUCCAUGCUAUGUUGCUAAAGACAUAUGCUGACAUUGCGAGAGAGCUAGGAGUAGCGCCGGGGGGAGAAUUUAGAAGAGCAUAUCAGGAAAUGAAAAAAAUUCCUGGUUGUAAGCUGUUUUUGGGAGAUCGUCCUAUACAGAUAACAAUAGCAAGAGCCUUUCAGUCGUUAAGUGUAAUAGAGUUAGGUCAAGUUCUAUAUCAUCUUUCGACGGCCAAUCCUAAACCACUAGAUAAAACUCAAUUGGAGAAAUAUAAAGACAAGGACUACGUACAAGCACAGUUUGAAGAAAUUACUAAAGAAGUACCUGCUUUUAAAAAAGUAUUUCAUGUGUUUGUCGAUGAGCGUGAUAGAUGUCUUGCAUUUUCUUUACAAGAGUGUGUUCGUACUGGUUUUUUACAGGUUAAAAUAAUAGAUAAUGCUCAAAAUGAAUGUGGUUGUAACGCCAACCGAGAGAAGAUUAAUCAUUUUGCUAAGGAGGAAAAUUUGAAAAGUUUUUCUUCAAAAGAGCAAUGUCCUCUGGAUAUAAGUCCUCAAAAUACAUUAAAUGUAGAAUUUACACAAGAAAUGAUGUUUAUUCCAGCAAACACCUAUCAAUUUGAUAAAUUUGAAGUAUCAAACAGGGAAUUUAGUGUUUUCACUGAAUCAACUAAUUAUAAGACUGAAGCAGAAACAUUUGGUGAUAGUUUUGUGUUCACACUUUUUCUCAAUAAUACAAUUAAGGAGAAGCUAAAAGAUUUUCGUGUAAUGCAGGCACCUUGGUGGUAUAAAGUUGCUGGUUCAAAUUGGAGACAUCCUCAUGGACCUAAUUCCGAUUUAACUGAUAUAAUGGAUCAUCCAGUUAUCCAUGUAUCUUGGAAUGAUGCAAAAGCGUUUUGUAAGUGGAGAGGAGCUAGACUUCCUACAGAAGCAGAGUGGGAGGCUGCUUGCCGAGGGGGGCAAACUAAUAUAACAUAUCCAUGGGGCGACAAAUUAUUUCCCAAUAAGAAACACAUGGCUAACAUAUGGCAAGGCACAUUUCCAAAUCAUAAUUCUGCGAAGGAUGGCUACAUUGGCACUAAUCCAGUGCAGCUGUUUCCACAGAAUGACUUUGGCCUUUACAAUAUGGCUGGCAAUGUAUGGGAAUGGACUGAAGAUUCUUGGUCCAAUGACAAUCCCAAUGAAAAAGUAAAAAAAGGGGGUUCAUACUUAUGUCACCGGUCUUAUUGCUACCGAUAUAGAUGUUCUGCACGAUCUCACAAUACUGAUGAUAGCUCCGCAGGCAAUUUGGGAUUUCGUUGUGCUAAAUUUGCA